Messenger RNA from Rhopalosiphum padi (bird cherry-oat aphid), 3297 nucleotides. RefSeq lists its product as uncharacterized. Lineage: Eukaryota; Metazoa; Arthropoda; Insecta; Hemiptera; Aphididae. The transcript has 9 exons. Bases 55 to 3171 code for a protein of 1038 amino acids. Gene Ontology annotation, molecular function: heme binding; oxidoreductase activity, acting on paired donors, with incorporation or reduction of molecular oxygen; iron ion binding. The record is from RefSeq and is a predicted model, not a curated record.
ACAGUUUUAACUUUUGUGUGUAUUGAGUUAGUUGUAUUCUGUGUUUUUCUUAUAAUGUUUGUGUCCACUUCCAGUUGGUGGAUAAAUAUAAUAACACCGUGUCUACUAGUUUUUACGAUUAUUUAUUAUUUUUGUACUUCGACAUUUAGUAAAUGGGACAAAAUCAAAGUGCCUUAUGUUCAGCCAAUUCCACUAUUCGGCAAUUUCUUCUAUGUAGCUUUUGGAAUGCAACACCCCAUAGAUUUCUACAGGAAAAUUUACUAUGAGCUGGCUGGUAACAAAUACGGAGGUUUAUUUCAGAUGAGAACCCCGUAUUUGAUGAUCCGCGACCCGGAAAUAAUAAACAAUGUGCUUAUCAAAGACUUCUCAAAUUUCCCUAAUCGCGGUAUUUACUCAGAUUUCUCAGCGAAUCCCCUAUCAAACCACCUAUUUUUUAUGGAAAAUCCACAAUGGAAAUUAAUCAGGAAAAUAUUGAGUCCAGUGUUCACUUCAGGAAAACUCAAGCUAAUGUACGAUCAAAUCAAAGAGUGUGGCGACGAACUUAUGAGAAAUAUCCAUAAGAACUUAAUGAAAACCGACAAUAAAAUAGAAGUGCGAGACAUUUUAGGAAAAUAUUCAACGGACGUCAUCGGCACUUGCAUUUUUGGCCUGAAAUUAAACGCCGUAAGCGACGAUAAUUCUACGUUUCGGAAGUACGGGAAGUCUUUAUUUGUUCCGUCACUGAGAACACAUUUAAGGGAAUUGAGUUUGAUGAUCAAUCCUACUCUGUUGAAUAUCCUAAAGUUUAAGGAUUUCCCAGCGGAUGCAACUGAAUUUUUCCAUUCAGCAUUUCACGAAACGAUAACAUACAGGGAAAAAAACAACAUAGUCAGAAACGAUUUUGUUCAAACCUUGAUACAGGCGAGAAACGAUUUGGUUUUGAAUAAAAAUAUACCUCAAGGAGAAAGAUUUUUAGAAUCACAAAUUGUUGCCAAUGCAUUUGUUAUGUUUGCUGCUGGAUUUGAAACCGUAUCUACUGCUAUGAGUUUUUGUUUAUAUGAGUUAGCGUUAAAGAAGCAUAUCCAAGACAAAGUACGCGAAGAAAUUAAUUUGAAAUUAUCGAAAAACAACGGACUGAUUAAUAACGAUUUGCUGAUAGAACUUAAUUACUUAGAUAUGGUUUUAGCAGAAACACUCCGUAAGUAUCCUCCGACCUUUGCUUUAUUCAGAAAAGCAUCACAAACAUAUCACGUACCAAACGAUUCAUUAACUAUUGAAAAGGACCAAAAAGUUAUAAUUCCUAUUUAUUCACUGCAUUACGAUCCAAAAUAUUUCACGGAUCCUGAAGUAUUUGAUCCAGAAAGAUUUUCAACCGAAGAAAAAGCUAAACGUAUAAGUGGUACUUAUCUUCCAUUUGGCGAUGGACCUCGAAUAUGUAUAGGAAAACGUUUUGCCGAGUUGGAAAUGAAAUUGGCUUUAGUUGAGAUUCUAACUAAAUUUGAAGUAGAACCAUGUGAAAGAACUGAAAUUCCUAUACGAUUUAGUAAAAAAGCAAUAAUAACAAUGCCAGAAAAUGAACGGUCGACAGUCGUCCGGCAGACGUUCGUUCGAACAGUAAAAUUGAUUUCGCAUGUCUGUCUUCUACCCAAAGCGAUAAUGUUUGAAUUCGUCUACGAACUGUUCGACCUGAAAAUGCUAUUGGUCACCGCGUUUCUCGGUGCCAUAUACAUGUACUCCACCUGGACCCACAGCCACUGGUCCAAGCUGGGCAUAUCCAGUCCGUCGGCGCCGGUGCCGUUGUUCGGGCACGCGAUGCCCUCCAUGAUGGGCCGGAUGCACUUUAUGGACGUGCUGCACAGCCUUUACCGGCAGCUGGGCGACCGGCGGUUCGGUGGCAUUUAUACGAUGCGAACGCCGCAACUGCUCGUCAAAGACCCAGAACUAAUAGGACACAUAUUGAUCAAAGACUUCAACAACUUCACUGACCGCGGGUUAUACGCAGGCACACACACGAACCCACUCAACAAUAAUAUAUUCUUCACGCGGGGCGAGCGGUGGAAAAUAAUGCGGCAAAAGCUCAGUCCCACGUUCACGGCCAACAAACUGAAAUACAUGAACGAACAGGUAAAGGAAUGCAGUGACGGUCUGCUAUCGACCAUCGGCAAGACUCUGGACGACGACGCCGGACGGAUCGAAAUCCGCGAGAUGAUGGCCAAAUACUCGACCGACGUGAUCGGCAGCUGCGCGUUCGGUCUGAAGCUGGACGCCAUCAACGAUCCGGACUCGGAGUUCCGGAAACACGGGAAAAACGUUUUCCAGCCAUCGCUGAGGUCCAAAAUCCGAGUGGCGAUCAUAUUCAUGCAGCCGUCCCUGCUGAGCAUAUUUCGCGUGCAUCACUACUCGCACCGCACCAUCCGAUUCUUCCACGACGCGUUUAAGCAGACGAUCAAUUACCGAGAGAAGCACAACGAAGACCGCAAAGACUUUGUACAGCAUUUGAUGAAGGCCAGAGAAGAUCUGGUGUUGAACCCGAAUCUAAAACCCGAAGAAAAAUUUACCGAAAUGGAUAUUGUAGCAAACGCAUAUAUUCUAUUUAUCGCUGGUUUCGAAACAGUAUCUACAUCAAUGAGCUUUUGCAUGUACGAAUUAGCGUUAAGAAAAGAUGUCCAAGAUAAAGUUCGAAAAGAAAUAUUGGAAGUUAAAGCGAAGUAUAAUGGACAAAUGAAUAGUGAAUGUCUUAACGAACUUCAUUAUAUGGGCAUGGUGAUUAAAGAAACAUUGAGAAAAUAUCCUCCAUUAGUAACACUAAAUCGAGUCGUGACUAAGCCUUAUGUAAUACCUGGGACACAGAUUAAGUUAAAAACUGGUACCAAAAUCGUUAUUCCAGUACAUGCCAUUCACUACGAUCCAAAAUACUACUCUGAUCCAGAGGCUUUUGAUCCGGAUCGUUUUUCAGACGAAAACAUACAUAAUUUGCAACCUAACACAUAUAUGCCGUUCGGAGAUGGUCCUAGAUUUUGUAUUGGCAAAAGAUUUGCUGAAUUUGAAAUGAAGAUGGCCUUGUCCGAAGUGUUAACUAACUACGAAGUGAUGUCAUGUGAUAAAACCCAAAUUCCCAUAAAAUAUGUUAUUGGAAGUUUUGUAAAUAUACCCGAAAGCGUUUGGUUAAAAUUUAGGAAAUUGAAUACUUAAUUUUAAAAUAAUAUAGCGUGUAUAAAUAGGUAUUUAUUUACUUUGUAUAUUGUGUAAUCUUGUGACAAAAUCUUCUGUAUAAGAAAUAAAAAUACAUUUGAUUAAAAGAAACUAAUUUAAUGACAA